Messenger RNA from Geodia barretti, 4199 nucleotides. The record is from the annotation of a GenBank genome assembly. Lineage: Eukaryota; Metazoa; Porifera; Demospongiae; Tetractinellida; Geodiidae.
UAAUCGGAGAGCGCCAUUGACGAUCGGGAGAGGGCGCGCGAGCUGCAACAACACGAUAUGUACAUAAAGAAGGUGGUUCUAGAAGGUUUCAAGUCGUACGCGCAGCGGACAGAGAUCGAUGGGUUCGAUCCACUCUUCAACGCCAUUACUGGGCUGAACGGCAGCGGGAAGAGCAACAUCUUGGACGCCAUUUGUUUCUUGCUAGGCAUCACCAACCUCUCCCAGGUGCGGGCAGGGAACCUCCAGGACCUGGUGUACAAGGGAGGUCAGGCUGGGGUCACGCGGGCCACUGUCACCAUCACAUUCGACAACUCUGACAGUCGACAGAGUCCUCUCGGAUACGAGACCUAUGAGGAGAUUACCGUGUCAAGACAGGUGGUGAUUGGAGGUAGGAACAAGUACCUUGUCAAUGGCAGUAAUGCCACACCCUCCAGAGUCCAGGACCUCUUCAGAUCAGUUCAGCUCAACGUGAACAAUCCUCACUUUCUCAUCAUGCAGGGCCGGGUGACAAAGGUUCUCAACAUGAAGCCAAUUGAGAUCCUGUCCAUGAUAGAGGAGGCAGCAGGCACACGUCUCUACGAGAGCAAGAAGGUCUCUGCUCAGAAGACCAUAGUCAAGAAAGAGAGCAAACUGCAGGAAAUUCAGACGAUCCUGGAUGAAGAGAUCACCCCAACUAUCAGGAAACUAAAGGAGGAGAGGUCUUCCUAUCUGGAGUUCCAGAAGGUGACUAGGGAGCUGGAACAUCUGAACCAACUCACCAUUGCCUGGCAGUACUGGCAGGCUGAGCAAACCAGGAAGCACUCAGCGAGUGAUCUGGAGGACAUGAAGAAAGAAAUUGAGGAACUGCAGCAGAAGAUUAAAGAGACCGAGGAAGACAUAGAAAGACUCAGGACUGCAGCUCAGGAACUGGAGAAGAGGAGGAAAGUGGAGAGUCAAGGACCCAUAGUACAGUUGGAGAAAGAGGUGGACGGACUAGCAAAGUCUUGUGCAGUGGCAGAGGCAACUCUCCAGGCCAGCAGAGACGAGCUGGCACGGGAAGAGAAGAACCUCUCCGACAUGAAGAAGACUUUCGAAGAGGACAGCUCUCUGCUGGCCAGUAAACGGACGGAGCUGGAGCUGGCAGAGAAGGAGUGCGCUGCUCUGCAAGAGAGGAGCAGAGAGGCAGAGGAGGCUGUGAAGAAGUCACGGGCCCACUUCCAGGCGGUCACAGCCGGUCUCUCUAGCGGGUCGGACGGACAAGACGAUACCCUCGCUGCCCAGAAGAUCGCGUGUGAGAAUGAGAUUAGUACUGCUGUGACUGCAACGAAGCAGGCAGAAAUGAGGUAAAAUGCAAGCCAUGGUACACCGUAACCUCUCCGUUUCUAUUAAAGAAGCUCUUAAUUUCAUGGCGUACUAAUUGAGGCAGCAUACAUGCUUGUGGUGAGGUUGUCUCCAAAGUAGGUAUAUAGGUAACCAUAUGUAACUGGGGUAUAUAUCUGUGUGAAGAGCUUUUCUAUCUAAAACGUGUUGCGGUAGAGAGUGCGUAUGUAUGCUCCACAGACUGCAGAGUGCAGAGGACGAAUUGAGAGAGAUGGAGGGAGGAGUCACUGAAGAAGCCGCCUCCUACUCUCAGCGACCGAUCCUCUCUCGAUGCCCUCCAGAAGACCAUCGAGAAACUGGAGGUUUCCAUGAAGAAGUUGAACUAUGGUGAAGGACAGGAGAAAGAGCUUGUCACCAGAAGGGAUAAGUUGAUGGGAGAGAUGUCGUCACUGAAAGAGAAGAUUCGUCAGCUGGAGUCAAAGUUUCCUCAGGUCCAGUUUGAGUACAACGAUCCCUCGGCCAACUUUGACAGGAGGAGGGUGAGAGGACCAGUGGUGAGGCUGAUGACAGUCAGGGAGAGGGAGGCUGCCACUGCACUGGAGGUCACCGCUGGAGGCAGGCUGUACAACGUGGUGGUGGACACAGAGGAGACGGGCAAGCAGCUGCUCCAGAAGGGAGGACUCAGACGUCGCUACACCAUCAUCCCUCUCAACAAGAUCUCCUCCCACUCCAUCCCUGACAACACCACCAGGAAGGCCCAGAGCCUCGUGGGAGGAGGGGACAAGGUGAGGCCGGCCCUGAGUCUUGUGGGGUACGAGGAGGACCUGAGGCCUGCAAUGGCCUUCGUCUUUGGCUCCACCUUCGUCUGCGACACUCUCAAGAUUGCCAAACAGGUGACCUUUGACAAAGAGGUGAUGACCCGCUCAGUGUCCUUGGCGGGAGAUGUGUUUGAUCCAGCUGGAACACUCACUGGAGGAGCGCGGGCGUCCUCCUCCUCCAUCCUCCUCCACCUGGACCAGCUGUGGAGUCUGGAACAGCAGUUGAGAGAGAAGGAAGCAGAACUCGCCAACGUAUCCACCCAACUCGCCUCUCUGGAACAACUGGCUGCAAAGUACCAUGAACUGAAAGAGGAGAGAGAGGAGAAGGCCCACGAGGCUGAGGUGGUGAGAGUGAGGCUGGAGCAGAGCAGCCAUCACAGACAGAUGGAGCACCUCAGACAACUCAAGGAGAACAUCACGCAACUGAAGGAAACAGUGAAGGAGGCCAAAGUUUCUGAGAAGAAGGCACGCAAGAGGUUGGACGAUAUCCAAAGAAAGAUGAAGGAGUUCAGCAGUCACAGAGAUGCAGAGCUGAAAGCGGCGGAGGAAGAGAUGGCGAGAGUAAGGGAGGAGGCGGUCGGGGUGGUGAGAGAGGCCAAGACCAGGCAGCAGCAGGUCGAGGCUCUGCGUAUGGAGUUGGAGGAGCUGGAGAAGAGCCUCCAGAGCCAGAGACUGCUGAUGGAGCAGUGUUCUGAAGGUAUAUCAAAAAAGAUGUCUACAGUGGAAGAGAAUCAAACGACUGAAUCUGAAACUCAGGCAUCUCUGCAGGAGGCCCGAGGCAGACUGGAGGACGAGAGAGAAGCCGCGAGAGAGAGGAACAAGGAGCUGCAGAGGUACGACGCAGAGCGACGGGAGAGAGAGAAAGAGAAGGCGGGGCACGUUCUGGCGGCCAAGGAGGUGGAGCACCGAGUGACCAAGUUUCAGAAACACACACGAGAAGCCGCGGCCAAGGUGGAGUCUCUUUUGACUCAUUAUGAGUGGAUAGCAACCGACAGGCAGUACUUUGGACAACCCAACACGGCGUAUGACUUCCAGGCCAACGAUCCAAAGGAGGCCAGUCGCAGAAUGGAGAAACUGAAGGAACAGAAGGAGAAGUUGAGCAAGACGGUCAACAUGAGAGCCAUGAACAUGUUGGGAAAGGCAGAGGAGAGGUACAACGACCUGCUGAAGAAGAAGGAGAUAGUAGCCAACGACAAGACAAAGAUUGUGAAACUCAUCGAGGAGCUGGACCAGAAGAAGAACACCACUCUAAAAGAAGCCCACCACAGGGUCAACAGGGACUUUGGCUCCAUAUUCUCGACCCUGCUGCCAGGGACGGAGGCGUGUCUCUCUCCGCCAGAGGGACAGACCGUUCUCGAUGGUCUGGAGGUCAGAGUCGCCUUUGGCGGAGUCUGGAAAGACAGUCUCCAGGAACUCUCCGGGGGUCAAAGGUCUCUGGUGGCGUUGUCUCUCAUUCUCUCCCUCCUUCUCUUCAAACCUGCUCCAGUCUACAUUCUGGACGAGGUCGACGCUGCUCUUGACCUCUCUCACACACAGAACAUAGGGCAGAUGUUGAGAAGUCAUUUUCCGCAGUUCCCAGUUCAUCGUGGUGUCCCUCAAAGACGGAAUGUUCAACAAUGCCAACGUUCUCUUCAAGACAAAGUUUGUCGACGGAGUAUCAACUGUAACAAGGUACGUGAACCCUCCCCCAGCUGCCACUACUCGUGAGAGAGACACUGAGAAAAAGUCAAGUAGGAAACAGAAGAGGGUCAGACUGGGUCCAGUGGCCACACCCACCAAAUGAACUUUGACAAACUUUUCAUCUUCAAACAAGCUUUUCUUACUAACCAUCACUAGAUUGAACAUUCCAUUGCCUCCACUCUUAUAAUCUGUGCUGGAAAGUUUUCUUACAUGGAUGACAAUAAAAUGUACUUUCCCACUCGACUUCUUGCUAUGAGGUGGUUUCUGGGAAACUGAGAAUAUCCACGUGCUUUGUUUGCUUAGUGUGCAACACAUUAACACUUCUUGUCAAAAGGUUUGCAUUUGUUUUCCCAUCAUCCUGGGUUUUUCAUGCUGAUCUGAACAUGCAUGCACCACGGAUCA